Messenger RNA from Entamoeba invadens IP1, 1203 nucleotides. RefSeq lists its product as hypothetical. The transcript has a single exon. Lineage: Eukaryota; Evosea; Mastigamoebida; Endamoebidae. Gene Ontology annotation, molecular function: protein serine/threonine kinase activity. Gene Ontology annotation, biological process: peptidyl-threonine phosphorylation. Gene Ontology annotation, cellular component: cytoplasm. Bases 1 to 1203 code for a protein of 400 amino acids. The record is from RefSeq and is a predicted model, not a curated record.
AUGCAACGGCAACUAGAUUUAGUCUUUGUGUGUGACACAACGGGGUCCAUGGGAGCUUACCUUGAAUCUGCCAAGCGAAAUAUCAAGAAAAUAGUAAUGAAAGUGCGUGACUCUGAAAAAAUUGAUUUCCGCUUUGCACUUGUCGAGUAUAAAGACCACAACCCUGGCGAUGAAUUUGCAUUCCGGUCGUAUGGGUGGCGUGUCGACUUAAAAGAUAUGAUAAAGGAUGUUAAUAAGAUGCAUGCGGAUGGUGGAGGAGAUGGACCGGAGUCAGUGGCGUGUGCUUUAAAGUGUGCGUCUGAGUUAGGGUAUCGUACAUAUGCUGCGAAAGUUAUUGUGUGGAUAGCAGAUGCGCCUCCCCAUGGAUUAGGAGGCGACAGUGAUAAUUUUGAAGAUGGAUGUCCAUGUAAAGCGGACUUCCAAGAAGUUGUACUUGACUGUGUUAAUAAGGACAUUCAGAUCUAUUCAAUUGCAGCGGAAAUACUUGGGUUUAAAUACUUAAGAAGCUUAAUGCGAGCGACUUCUAUGAUCACUGGAGGGAAUUUUAUACCACUGGCGUCUGCUGAUUCACUCGGAGAUGUCGUCAUAGCUGGCUCAUUGGAAGAAGUUGGGAUGACUCAAAUGAUUCAAGUCAUCCAACGGCGGAUAGAGUCAAUGGAAGGAUUUGAAACGUUCACACAAGAAAAGAAGGAUGAGAUCUUACGACAAGAACUCGCCGAAGCGACGCAAAAGACUACGUUCAAGCAAAUCGAAGUCAAGUCGAUCUAUAAGGGCGACUUACCAAAAAUCCCGGAGAUCUUUUUCACAGCGAAAAACAUGAAAGAGCUGAAAAAAGGAUUAAAAAAAGUUAAAGAAAGCGAAGUGGAGCUCACUAAAGAGUUCCAAAACUUUGGAGGGGGAAUGUACAUGCCACCAACAAUUAAUAUGGAAAUGUGUACAGAGAAGUUCGUCGAGUACAAAUCAGUACUCCCAGACGACGCUAUGGAAGAAGAAUACGCCAAAGAAAAACCAGUUGAAAAGGUUGUUGAAAAAGUUAUUGAAAAGACUGAAGAAAAAGAAGUGAAAAUGGAAAUGGAAAUACCUAAGGAAGAAACAAAAGAAUUCAAAGAUGGAGAAGUCGUCAGAAUCACCGAAAAAGCACUCGACGACGAACACCAAAACAAAAUCAUCGACAGGUUGAGGAGAAAACUCAUGAAAAAGUGA